AAACAAAUGUCAAAAUAGCUGUCAAAUAACGCGACAUCCGGCCGUCUUCCUUUCCUUUUUUUCGUAUCUUACAAGAUGGCGCGAGGUCCUAAGAAGCACUUGAAACGUUUAGCCGCCCCAAAGGCUUGGAUGUUGGACAAAUUGGGAGGUGUAUUCGCUCCCCGUCCAUCCACCGGUCCCCACAAAUUGCGCGAAUCAUUGCCUUUGAUGAUCUUCUUGAGAAAUCGUCUAAAGUAUGCCUUGAACGGUGCUGAAGUAACCAAAAUUGUUAUGCAGCGUUUGAUCAAGGUUGACGGUAAGGUACGCACCGACCCAACCUACCCAGCUGGUUUCAUGGAUGUCAUCUCCAUUGAAAAGACCGGCGAAAACUUCCGUUUGAUCUAUGACAUCAAGGGUCGUUUCACCAUCCACCGUAUCUCCAAUGAAGAGGCUGCCUACAAAUUGUGCAAGGUCCGCAAGACACAAUUGGGCGCCAAGGGUGUUCCAUUCGUUGUUACCCAUGAUGGCCGCACCAUCCGUUAUCCCGAUCCUUUGAUCAAGGCCAACGAUACCGUUCAAGUUGAUAUUGCCACCGGCAAGAUCACCGACUACAUCAAAUUCGAUUCCGGUAACUUGUGCAUGAUCACUGGAGGUAGAAAUUUGGGUCGUGUCGGUACCGUUGUCAACCGUGAAAGACAUCCUGGUUCCUUCGAUAUUGUGCACAUUAAGGACACUCAAGGCCAUGUUUUCGCUACCCGUUUGACCAAUGUCUUCAUCAUUGGCAAGGGUAACAAGCCCUACAUCAGCUUGCCUAAGGGCAAGGGUGUUAAAUUGAGCAUUGCUGAAGAACGUGACAAGCGUUUGGCUGCCAAGAAGUAAACUAGUUUUU
Messenger RNA from Musca vetustissima, 868 nucleotides. It is a transcript of the gene RpS4, whose product is annotated as small ribosomal subunit protein eS4. Gene Ontology annotation, biological process: translation. Gene Ontology annotation, cellular component: cytosolic small ribosomal subunit; ribosome. Gene Ontology annotation, molecular function: structural constituent of ribosome; RNA binding. The transcript has 5 exons. Lineage: Eukaryota; Metazoa; Arthropoda; Insecta; Diptera; Muscidae. Bases 76 to 858 code for a protein of 260 amino acids. The record is from RefSeq and is a predicted model, not a curated record.